Molecule: messenger RNA, 1215 nt
Organism: Alosa sapidissima (American shad)
Lineage: Eukaryota; Metazoa; Chordata; Actinopteri; Clupeiformes; Clupeidae
Product: olfactory receptor 1496-like
Exons: 5
Coding region: 1-1215 (404 amino acids)
Biological process (GO): G protein-coupled receptor signaling pathway
Cellular component (GO): membrane
Molecular function (GO): olfactory receptor activity; G protein-coupled receptor activity
Source: RefSeq, a predicted model, not a curated record
AUGUUGAAUGUAACUUUCACAUUAGAAGCAUACAAGAGAAUACAUAACCAAAGAUUCAUUUUUGCUGCUAUUUUGACUUUAUUGUACCCUGUCAUUAUAUUUGCUAACCUUUUAAUAAUUUAUGUAAUAAGUAUGGAGAGAUCUUUACAUAAACCUAUGUAUAUACUUAUUUGUAAUUUAGCAUGUAUUAACUUGUAUGGUGGUUCUAGUCUGGCACCUUUUGUUGUAGCAAAUAUUAUCACAGGAACAUUUCAGAUAUCCUGGAUUGGCUGUUUAGUCCAAAUAUUUUCUUUUAAUACCUAUGGAGGAUGUGAAAUCAUGAAUUUAAUGAUGAUGGCUUAUGAUCGAUACAUUUCCAUAUGCUUCCCUCUAACCUAUGGGAAAUUAAUGUCCCCUUUAAAUGUCAUGAUAUGCAUAAUUUUAAUUUGGUUAAUUCCAUUUAGUCGAGCUGCCAUUACCCUCUCAAUCACUGCAAGUCUACAAAUAUGUGGGAAUGUAAUUGAAAAGAUUUAUUGUGACAACUACUCUGUUGUGAAACUGGCAUGUUCAGACACUACAAGCAACAACAUAUAUAGUACAAUUGUGACAUUUUAUUCUGUGUUACUGCCAUUUUUUAUCAUCAUUUAUUCGUAUAUACGAAUCAUUUUCAUAUGUCUUCAGCUGACAAGAAAAGGGCGAACAAAAUUAAUGAAUACAUGCAUGCCACACAUUGUAUCAAUAACCAGCUUUUUUAUUGGAUGUGCAUUUGAAUUGUUUCAGAGUAGAUUUGACUUGACUCACGUUCCAUACACAGUCAGAGUCAUACUGUCUCUCUAUUUCUUAAUACUUUCUCCCAUAUUAAAUCCAGUGAUUUAUGGAGCCAAGACAGAAAAGAUAAACGAAACAAUAAAGACAAAAAUAUCAAAUCACCUGUUGGAUAUAUGCUCUGAGUAUGGGGUGGAGUUUGAUGUACAAAACGUCUUGCUUGGGCUGAGGAGAAAAAUAACUGGACUUUUUGUUUACACCCAGUCUAUGACAAAGGUCGGCGAAUACUCUGACUGGGAGUGGACCGACUAUGUCCACCCCGACUCUUUCCAUGGGUGCGCCGACUGGAAACUGUUGGAGCUGUGCAUGGGACUGUUCACAGGGGCCCUUCUUUGCCGUGCAGCUGUCACACCUCCUGCAGAAGUCCUCUACGUCCCUCCUGGACUGCCCCCAGUAGAAGCUCUGACAUAA